Molecule: messenger RNA, 883 nt
Organism: Propithecus coquereli (Coquerel's sifaka)
Lineage: Eukaryota; Metazoa; Chordata; Mammalia; Primates; Indriidae
Gene: ANKRD39
Product: ankyrin repeat domain 39
Exons: 4
Coding region: 22-573 (183 amino acids)
Molecular function (GO): protein binding
Source: RefSeq, a predicted model, not a curated record
UUGGCUGGCGCUGAAGCCGAGAUGGCGGCGCUGCGGCCCUGUGCGGAUGGUCCCUGUUGCUCCCACCUCAGUGCGGCGCCCAGCGUGCAGCAGACACUGGAGGAGAUGGACUUCGAAAGGGGGAUCUGGUCGGCAGCCCUGAAUGGAGACCUGGGCCGAGUAAAGUAUUUAAUCCAGAAGGCAACGGAUCCUAGUCAGCCUGACUCCGCUGGCUACACUGCUCUGCACUAUGCGAGCCGCAAUGGGCACUAUGCUGUGUGCCAGUUCCUGCUGGAAAGUGGAGCUAAUUGUGAUGCCCAAACCCAUGGGGGUGCCACCGCUCUGCACCGGGCCAGCUACUGUGGGCACACUGAAAUCGCACGGCUGCUGCUUUCACAUGGGUCCAACCCCAGGCUGGUAGACGACGAUGGCAUGACCAGUCUACAUAAGGCUGCUGAGAAGGGACACGUGGACAUUUGCUGCCUCCUGUUGCAACACAGCCCAGCCCUGAAGGCCGUCCGGGAUCGGAAGGCACGGCUAGCAUGUGACCUGCUGCCCUGCAACAGUGACCUGCGGGACCUUCUGGCCAGCUGAGUCACCACUCUCCUGUCUUGGGCUGCCCUUAAAGGGUCCACAGACCAGCUCUCCAAGCCCCUGCCUUGGUCAGCAUCUGUGCUGCAGGGCAGGAAGAUGUGGCCAGAAGACACAGGAAGAGCCCGUUUGGCUACUGUGGAGGCGAGGGAGUAGGCUUGGCGGGGCUGGAAGUGUUUAAGCCUAGACAGAUGAUCAUAUUCUAAAUGAGUUCAUGUGAGACAUCUAUCCAUUUGGAAAAAAAUAAAGUUAUAUCCUUAUCUCAUCCCACAUAUACAAAAAAUCACAAGAUUAAAGAUCUAAAUAUAAAAAC